Molecule: messenger RNA, 903 nt
Organism: Raphanus sativus (radish)
Lineage: Eukaryota; Viridiplantae; Streptophyta; Magnoliopsida; Brassicales; Brassicaceae
Product: pollen-specific protein-like At4g18596
Exons: 2
Coding region: 127-651 (174 amino acids)
Source: RefSeq, a predicted model, not a curated record
GUCCUCUUCUCAAACAUAACUCGACUUAUCGUUUUUGAAAUUAAACUAUUAUAAAGAGAAAUCAAAAAGAAGAGAAGACCACCAAACAAACACACAAAAACAAAGAAAAUAAUUAUUUAAACAAAAAUGGCUUCCAAAGCAAUCUUCUUCUCUCUCUUUAUUGUCUCUACCGUGUGUUUGUCCUCUCUCGCCAGUUUUGCUGCCGCAGAUGCUGACGAUUCUGACAUUUUCCAGAUUCAGGGAUCAGUUUACUGUGACACUUGCCGUGUCCAAUUCGUUACCCGUCUCAGCAAAUUCCUCGAAGGUGCGAAAGUGAAGUUGGAGUGCAGAAGCAGAACAAACGGAACCCUAACGUUGACCAAAGAAGCCGUUACCGACAAAUCAGGAAGUUACAAGAUGGAAGUAACCGGUGACCACGAAGAAGAAGUUUGCGAGCUCGUGUUGGUCCAAUCACCAGACAGUGGUUGCAGUGAUGUCAGCAAAGAUGAUUACUUACGUAACGCCGCUAAGAUCAGUUUAACGGCGAAUGACGGAAUCGUCUCUCAUGAGACACGUAUCGUUAACCCACUCGGUUUCAUGGUUAAGACGCCAUCAGCUGAUUGUCCUGCUGCUUUCAAGGAACUCGGUAUCGUCCCUGACGUCACUUUCUAAGCAAAUAACCAAAAUAUAUGACGUCGCCAGAAAAAAAAAAAAAAAUAUAUAUAUAUAUAUAUAUAUAUAUAUAUAUAUAUAUAUGACGUGAGAGAUUUUUAUUUUGUAUUUGCAUCAUCUUUAAGGGGUUUUUGCCAAGUUUAUCGAUUAUUUAUUAUUAUGGAUUAAUAUCAUCCUGAUUUGUUCAUUUCGUUUUUUUUUGUUUAAUUUGAAUGGUACAUUCUUGUUCUAUAGAAAAAAGGAUGUGGCUAA